Planococcus citri (citrus mealybug) is the source of this 1148-nucleotide messenger RNA. RefSeq lists its product as uncharacterized. NCBI's taxonomy places the organism in Eukaryota, Metazoa, Arthropoda, Insecta, Hemiptera, Pseudococcidae. The transcript is spliced from 3 exons. The record is from RefSeq and is a predicted model, not a curated record. Bases 87 to 1148 code for a protein of 353 amino acids.
CAAUCGCACUUUUAGUUCGCAAGUGAUUAUUUGAAAUUGUGUACCAAUGUAGUAAGUGUUCAAACGCGACUUAGAACGGAUUGAAAAUGAAAAUUUUGUGGCAAGAAUUGAAGAAAAUUUUCAGGCAGUUGCGAGGAUCGGAAAACAUAUUCGGUUACAAGAGUACAGUGGCCAAUCAGCUUUACUUACUGUAUUGUUUCGCGGGUCACAUUUAUUUUACAGAUAAGGUUCAUAAACGAGUGAAAUAUUUUUGGUACGGUAUCGUGUCAUGUCAAUUGCUAUAUUCGUCUGUGAUCGGUUUGGAGUACUUGUGGUUGGAAAAAAAAAUUGAUCUGAUGUUGAAAUUGCACGUUGUGAAUUUCGUGGGCAUGAUCAACUCGACAGCAGUAUUUUAUCCUAUCAUCAUGUACCUCUGCAGAGAUCGAAUCGAAGCAUUGAUUCAGCACGUUGAUAAUAUUUUAUUGCUCGACUUGGGAUCAGGUCUCAAGCAGAAAAAAAUGAUCGCAGAUGCGAAAAAAUAUUUCGCGCUGUAUCUGAUACCCUCUGUAAUAUGUGUCUUGGUGUAUUCAUUGGCGAGCAUUCCGAAUAUUGUACUGUUUUUUGAAGAGGAAAAAAUAAGCAAUGGUCUUUUCUAUGCGUAUCCUCCGCCAUUGGUUCAAAAAUACACCAGCAUGUGGUUGUAUUUAAUCGCGACCGGUAUUAUAUUCAUCGUGUAUGCACUUACGAUGGCACAAGGGUGGUCGGCUUUAGGCUUCAUUUUGUAUUGGAAUCUCAUAUGUUGUGCUCAGUUGACCAGUACAAAGGAUUAUUUGCACGCUGGAACCUGUGAUUUGAAUGCUUAUACUGAUGAACAAGUGAAAUUCUCGGAUGAUUGGAAUGGAAUAUUCGAUUGCAUGUUGGAACACAGCAUUAAAGAAUUUCAACACGCUACUCGCAUGAUUAAUUACGUCAGAGAGUUAUUCGAAGGUAUUGGAACCAUACUUGUUACAAAUGGGUUUUGGGUUGGCAUGAUUUCACUCUACACUUGUUUCUCAGAUGAGUUGUUACCGAUGGCGAAAUUUAGAUUUUUGAUAGAUUAUACGGCCACUGUCAUAGUGGUAUUUUUAUUCUACUGGAGCGCGCAAAAUUUAAACAAUUCGGUAGGUUAA